Molecule: messenger RNA, 1232 nt
Organism: Rhagoletis pomonella (apple maggot)
Lineage: Eukaryota; Metazoa; Arthropoda; Insecta; Diptera; Tephritidae
Product: odorant receptor 74a-like
Exons: 5
Coding region: 27-1232 (401 amino acids)
Biological process (GO): sensory perception of smell; detection of chemical stimulus involved in sensory perception of smell
Cellular component (GO): plasma membrane
Molecular function (GO): olfactory receptor activity; odorant binding
Source: RefSeq, a predicted model, not a curated record
AAUAACGUUUUGUGACCAACGCCGAAAUGUUGUAUCGUCCAAAUGUAUCUAAUAGAGAAUUGAUUCCACUCUCUUGGCCCUUAGCUGCCUAUAGAUUGUUGAACAAUAUUUGUUGGCCACUUCGUGAUGGGGCAAAUCUACCGGAGCGGCUAUUCGAUCGUUUCUGUUGGUGGUUGUGCUUCGUCAUAUUCAUGCAACACAACGAUGCUGAGCUGCGUUACAUUGUUGUGAAUAGAGAUGAUUUGGAUCAGAUGCUAACUUGUGUGCCAGAAUAUUUGAUUUUGAUAGAAAUCCAUAUUCGUGCUUUCCAGCAGGGCUUAAAGAAGGACGACUUCAAGACAUUCCUCAAAAAAUUCUAUGCUGAAGUCUAUGUAGACAAAUCUUCUCAUCCCAAACUCUAUGCGAAUAUACAGCAACGCUUGCGUCCGAUUUGGUUUUUUUCGGCUUUAUAUUACAUGACCUUGUCAUCGUUUUUUCUAACUCUGUUGAACAACAACUUAAACAAUGCAAAGGAACCACUUUAUAAAAUGUACUAUCCAUUUGAUAUCACACCCUAUGCCAUUUAUGUGGCUAUUGUGUUCUCGAAUAUUUGGGUUGGUCUCAUUGUGAUAACAACGAUAUCGGGCGAAGACAACUUACUGUCCGAAGUGAUGUUACAUUUGAACGGACGCUUCCUGUUGUUGCAGCAAAAGUUGCGUGACGAUACUAAACGUCUGCUGGACGAGGCAAAUGGUAAAAAUGUUGCAGAUGAUCUUAGUCGCCAGAUCGUAGAGGCUAUUCGGGAGAACGAACGAUUGUACAAAUUCGCCAAAGAGUUUGAACGCGAAUUCUCCUUUCGCAUAUUCACCAAUUUAUCCUUUAGUGCGAUGCUGCUGUGUGCUUUGGGCUUCAAAGUGUACACGAAUCCGAUGAGCAGUUUUGGUUUUAUGUUUUGGAUCUGUGCUAAGGUGAUGGAAAUGUUGUUGAUCGGUCAGUUAGGCUCGACACUGAUCGCCACAACCAAUCAAAUAAGUUCGGCCUUUUACGAAUCCAGCUGGGAAUUGGUUAUACAUCAGUCCAAGGAUUCGAAUGCAAAUGUACGUUUGAUGAAAUUACUGGUGCUGGCGAUUGGUACCAGUCAGAAGCCAUUUACUUUGUCUGGACUCAAUUAUUUUAGCGUUUCUUUGACGGCUGUAUUGAAGAUAUUGCAAGGAGCUGGUUCAUAUUUUACAUUCCUGACUUCAUUGCGUUAA